Thecamonas trahens ATCC 50062 is the source of this 1432-nucleotide messenger RNA. RefSeq lists its product as uncharacterized. Bases 1 to 1173 code for a protein of 390 amino acids. Gene Ontology annotation, cellular component: plasma membrane. NCBI's taxonomy places the organism in Eukaryota, Apusomonadida, Apusomonadidae. Gene Ontology annotation, molecular function: inward rectifier potassium channel activity. The record is from RefSeq and is a predicted model, not a curated record. The transcript is spliced from 2 exons. Gene Ontology annotation, biological process: potassium ion import across plasma membrane; regulation of monoatomic ion transmembrane transport.
AUGGCGGCGGGCGGCGGCCUGGUGGCGCGCGGCAGGCGGCGCGACGACUCGUCCGACCUGGUCUCGGGCUCGGGCUCGGGCUCGGACUCGGACUUGGGCUCGUACUCAAGCGAGUCGGGUGCUCGGUCGCCACCGCCGGCGCAGACGCUGGCGCCAGCAGCGGCGCAUCCGGCGCGAUCGCCACCGGUCUUCACCAACACGUCGCGGCUGAGUUCUGGGAUUGGAAGCGGCAAGGCGUCGCUGCAGACGUACCGGGCAGUGGUGGUGGCUGCGCCAAUGUUUGUCCUGUUUGCCGGCCUCCUCGUGUGGUACGCCGUGCUUGGCGGGCUUGGUGGCGUGCUUGUGUGGGCGCUUGGGGGAUGUUGCGACCGGUCCGGCAACGAGACCGGCUCGAUGCGGACGUCGAUGAUCUUCAGCUACACCAGCAUGGUCGGGCUCGGCUUUGGUGGCGGGUCGGAGCCAUCGUCGAUUGCGGUGGUGAGUGUGGCGAUUGCGCUGCGGGCGCUUUUUGUAGUCUCGUCGCUGCUCGCGGGCGCCGUGGCGGUGGCCAAGCUGACGCGGGCAACGUCGCGGGUGGUCUUUGGCAAGCACGUCUUUAUCCACGCUGUCCGCGGCAAGUACCGCCCGCACAACGUGGUGUCUGUCCGGGUGGGGCUCGCAGUGCCAGGCGCUGGCCCGCUGGUCGACGCGACUGCCGAGAUGGUGCUCGAGCUUCCCGGGACCGACGGCGUGCCGAGCGUUCACGUGCUCAAGCUCGCCAACGGGAAGAACGCCAACUUUACAGGACCGUGGACGCUUGUCCAUGCCAUCGACGGUAACUCGCCGCUCCGCUCGCUAUCGCGGGCUGACAUUGUGGCGCUGCUGCCGCGGCUUUCGGUUGUGGUCUCCGGCUUUGACCCGCUCGUGGCCGGCCGGGUGUCGGCCGCGAGCUCGUUCCCGUUGUGGGAUGUUGCCGAUCCGGCGUCGGCGAGCUCGGCGCCGGACGACGUGCUUCAGUGGGCGCGGCAUCCGGCGCCACUGGUGAUCUCGCCGGUCUUUGGCCCGCAGGCCGAGCCAGCGCAUGUCAAUCUCGCGCUCUUUGACGCGCACAUUUCGGCACCGACGGAAGAGCCGCCGCGCGAAGCGACUGAGCCUGCCAAGCUAGCGCCAGUUUCGAUACGCCGCCGGCGGUGAGCCCCCCCCCCUACUUUGUCUCGGCCUCAGCCGCGCGCUCGAGAAUGGCCGGUGCGUGGCCGACCGCCGUGGUGUACCAGGUGGCGAGAAGCUCGGCCUGGGCAUCGGUGAGCUCACUCGCGGCAGUGAGCUCGGCAGCGGACGAUCCGGCAAGGCCGGCGCGAGCGUCAAAGUGUGCGUCAGAGAGGAGGCCCCAGGCCUGAAGGUAGGCCAUGGUCAUGCCAACAGCGACCGAGAUGUUAAACGAUUGAGUCAUGCC